This is a messenger RNA of Pteronotus mesoamericanus, 1720 nucleotides long. RefSeq names its product coiled-coil domain containing 65 (gene CCDC65). Bases 154 to 1650 code for a protein of 498 amino acids. Lineage: Eukaryota; Metazoa; Chordata; Mammalia; Chiroptera; Mormoopidae. Gene Ontology annotation, biological process: regulation of cilium movement; axonemal dynein complex assembly; cilium-dependent cell motility. The transcript is spliced from 8 exons. Gene Ontology annotation, cellular component: axonemal dynein complex; axoneme. The record is from RefSeq and is a predicted model, not a curated record.
GUUGUCUUGCCCCAGGACUGAGAUCGAAGGUCCCAUUACCGUCCGGGGACAGUUUCAGAAGGCCUCUUUCUGUGAGCCCUUUUUUUCCAGGCCCAGUAGUGUCGGCCGUUGCGGGUCCAGGGUCCUUGUCCAGAUUCAGUUCUCUGGCCAGCUAUGCCUAAGAAAGGGAAAAAAGCCAAGACGCCCCUGUCCGAUGAGGAGCAGUUGCUUCUGUCUCAGCAGAAGUUGCUCGAAGAGGAGGAGAUGGCCAAGAAGAAGGAGAAGCUCCUGAGCCAGUUCCUGAAGGACAAGUUGGCCAAAGAGGAGCACAACAGUGCUCUGAACCUUAAUAAGAUUAACACACAGUGGAGAACUGUUCUUCGAGAAGUUAAGACCAGAGAGCUUCAUAAGGACAUUGAGAUCCUCAGCCAAACAUUUGAACGAGUGGUGGACUGCAAGGACAGUGUCAUCAAGUCUUUAGCUAAGGACCUGUCAGAAGCCGAGGAGCAGUACGCCCAUGCCCUGCGCAGCCACUUGCACAACAUUGACCAGCUGUUGGCCCUGCAGAGAUGCCGGCUCAGCCUCUUAGAGGAAAAUUAUAACAUGGAACUGGAGACCCUAACCAAGGAAUUUGAGACAGAAAGGAAGACAAUUAUUGACCAACAUGAAAAAGAGAUUCACUACCUACAGGACGUCUUCAUGGCCAUGGAGCAGAGCUAUAUAGAGUCUGAGUAUGAGAGCAAGCUGGAGUUCCAGAGCAUGUGGGAUGAUCUCAAAAACAAGAAUUUAGAAGAGAAGCACUUUCUAAGACUGCACCUGGAGAAUGUAGUAGAAGAUCUAUGGAGGAGGUUCCAGGAUGCACUCAAGAAUUACACUGAUGCCACAGAGGAUCAAAAGAUUGCCUUCGAGACCCUGAAGGUAAAGGAUGAGAAGAGUUCCAAAGAGAUUGAAGCACAGAUGAAAAAAAUACAGAGACUACAGGAUUCUGUAAUUAUUUUAAAAGGCAAGAUCAUGGCGCACAGCCGUGAAAGUGAAGAACAGAACCAGUGCAUUCGUGAGGACAAGGAGUUGGUCCUUGUACAACUACGAAAACUUAAGGCCCAAAGGACUCAGGCACGGGGAAUAGCACAGGAGAACUUAGUCAAUCUCACUGUGGAGAGUAAUGCCACCCUCAAAGCCCUGAAGAAGACUGUUGAUAAGGGUGAAAAGAUUCUUAAACUUGCUGAAAUAUGUCGGAAAUUUGAAACAGAAGAAGAAAAAGUGCUGCCCUUUUAUUCCUCAACACUGACUCCUGAGGAGCAGAAGGAGACAGAGGAAAUGAGCUCAGAGAGGGUUACAGAGGAGCUGGCAAAGGUGAUAGCAGACUACAGAGGGAUGGACAAUUUCUGGAAAAGAUACAACAAAGUGAAACUGGAGCAACUGAGCCUCCAACACAGACAUACCCAAUUGUUAGAUAUCAACAGGAAGCUGCGGGAGAUGCUCAAGCAGUACUUGGACGGCAUCUCAGUGAGUGAUGAAGUGCUGAGCCAGCUCAACCCACUCUUCAUUAUCAACCACCGAAGCAAUUUACCCCAGCCGUUGUCCACACCUACAACCCAGCCAGGCGACAAAAAGUCUCCAACCACUUACAACGUCAUUGAAGCAGCCCAUGUGAUCUCCCACAUCCUGUGAUACAAGGAGAAAAUUUCUUUUCAAUCUCCAGAGAAUUUUUUGAGAUACCUAAGAACUUUGCUAUUAAAAA